UUGAUGGGAUUGACAAAUUUACUGAGGGCCCUGAAGGCAGCGUGACACAACAAAGAAGAUGGCGUGUUGUAGAAACUGUUUUUGUUGCCAGUGUUGCUGCAGAGAAGGAGAGACACGGACCCCAGAAGAACUGACAAUUCUGGGGGAAAUCCAAGAUGAAGAAGAUGAGAUUCUUCCCAGGAAAGACUAUGAGAGCUUGGAUUAUGACCGCUGCAUCAAUGAGCCAUAUGUGGAUGUUCUGGAGGGGAUGGACAACAAGAAAGCCAGAAAGUAUGAGGCAGUGCGGUGGGUGAUGGUCUUCCUGAUUGGGGUUACAGUAGGUCUGGUUGGCCUGUUUGUGGACUUCUUUGUCCAUCUUUUCUCCAAAAUCAAAUUCAGUGUGGUUGGUGAUUCUAUAGAGACGUGCACUGAUAAAGGGUGUCUGUCUCUGUCUCUGCUGGAACUCCUCUCAUUCAACAUGAUGUUCGUCUUCAUUGCCAGUGUGCUCGUCCUCAUUGAGCCAGUGGCUGCAGGUUCGGGAAUUCCAGAGAUCAAAAGCUACUUGAACGGAGUGAAGAUUCCUGGAAUCGUCCGGCUGCGAACUUUUCUCUGCAAAGCAGCUGGAGUCCUGUUCAGCGUGGCUGGAGGUCUGUUUGUGGGUAAAGAGGGACCCAUGAUUCACAGUGGAGCCAUUGUGGGAGCUGGUCUCCCUCAGUUUCAGAGCAUCACUUUCAAAAGGAUAAAGUUUGAUUUCCCCUACUUCCGCAGUGACAGGGACAAGCGAGACUUUGUUUCUGCUGGAGCUGCUGCAGGAGUCGCUGCUGCCUUCGGGGCUCCAAUAGGUGGCACCCUUUUCAGCCUGGAGGAGGGCUCAUCCUUCUGGAACCAGGCGCUCACUUGGAAAGUGCUCUUCUGCUCCAUGUCGGCCACUUUUACCCUCAACUUCUUCCGCUCGGGAAUCAACUUUAACAAGUGGGGUUCGUUCCAGCUGCCUGGUCUGCUUAACUUUGGAGAGUUCAAGUGUCCAGAUGGAGAUAAGAACUGCCACCUGUGGACAGCAGUGGACCUGGCCUUCUUUGUCCUGAUGGGUGUGGUGGGUGGCCUGCUGGGGGCGCUCUUCAACUGCAUGAACAAGUGCCUGGCCAAGUAUCGUAUGAGACACAUCCACCCCAAGGCCAAGUUCAUCAGAGUUCUGGAGAGUCUGCUAGUUGCCAUGGUGACAACACUGGUGAUAUUUGCAGCUUCCAUUCUGUUGGGUGAAUGCCGUGACCUUUCCACCCCGACAACCCACAACAACACACUGGCCGGCAGUGAAGACAUCAACUCAACCAUUCGACAGUUCUUCUGCUCCAACAAGACCUACAAUGACAUGGCCACGUUGUUCUUCAACCCUCAGGAGGCCGCCAUCCACCAGCUCUUCCAUCAGGAUGGAACCUUUAGCCCGGUGACGCUGUCCGUGUUCUUCCUGCUCUACUUCCUGUUGGCCUGCUGGACGUAUGGGGUGUCCGUUCCCAGCGGUCUCUUCGUCCCCUCGCUCCUCUGUGGAGCAGCGUUUGGGCGUCUGGUCGCAAACAUCCUCAAAGUGAAACUGGGGAUGGACAUCUACUCUGGGACGUUUGCACUGAUCGGUGCUGCUGCCUUCCUCGGAGGCGUGGUCAGAAUGACCAUCAGUCUCACCGUCAUCCUCAUCGAAUCCACCAACGAGAUCACGUAUGGGCUGCCCAUCAUGAUCACAUUAAUGGUUGCCAAGUGGACCGGAGAUUUCUUCAACAAGGGCAUCUAUGACAUCCACAUCCAGCUGAGAGGAGUCCCGCUGCUGGAGUGGGAGACGGAGGUGGAGAUGGACAAGCUGACAGCCGGUGACAUCAUGGAGCCCAACUUGACCUACGUUUAUCCCCACACCCGAGUCCAGUCUCUGGUCAGCAUCCUGCGCACCACCGUGUACCACGCCUUCCCCGUGGUCACUGAAAACCGGCAGAACGAGCGGGAUUUCAUGAAGGGAAACAUCCUUAUCAGCAACAACAUCCGCUUCAAGAAAUCGAGCGUUGUGUCCCGCGCGGCCGAACAGCGACGGCGGUGCCAGUCUAUGAAGUCGUACCCAUCCAGCGAGCUGAGGAACGUCUGUGAUGAGCAGAGCGCGGUGGCUGAGCCCGCGGAGGAGGGGGAGGACAUUCUGCAGCAGAUGCUAGAGAGAAGGCAUGCUCCCUACCCCAACCUGUACCCAGACCAGUCUCCCAGCGAGGAGUGGACCAUGGAGGAGCGCUUCAGACCGCUCACCUUCCAUGGCCUCAUCCUGCGCUCCCAGCUGGUCAACCUGCUCAUCAGAGGGGUCUGCUACUCUGAGAACCAGUCGAGCGCCACUCAGCCCAGGUUGUCAUACGCAGAGAUGACCGAGGAUUACCCACGUUACCCCGACAUCCACGACCUGGACCUGGCCCUGCUUAAUCCCAGGAUGAUAGUGGAUGUCACCCCCUACAUGAACACCAGUCCUUACACAGUCUCACCCAACACGCGGAUCUCCCAGGUGUUCAACCUGUUCAGGACCAUGGGACUGAGGCACUUACCGGUGGUCAACGCUGUUGGAGAAAUAGUUGGAAUAAUCACAAGACAUAAUUUAACCCACGAGUUCCUGGUGGCCAAACUGCGACAGCACUACAUCACCAUUUGACCCGGCUCUCUGCCACAUCUCCGCUCAGCCUGAUUUUCUUUGGUUUGUCUGUACAAUAAUACACCCCCUAUGUGGUACAGCAGGUAGCACAGGUCUCCUAUGAGGCGGUUCAGCUGGAUUUCACUAGUCUCACCUGGUGGGAGUGGACACAUGAAGAUGAAUCCAAACUGUAUGGAUGACAUGAAUAGUUGCCGUGUGUUCAGACUGAGAGCAACAAAUCUGAGGGGUUACUGAUAUGAAACAACAUUAGAGCCAUUAGCUAGAAGUGUUAGCAUCACUGCAGCUGCAUUAGUUCAGAAAUUAAACUGAAACAGCCAUCGAUGCUGAAUGUCAGCUUUAAAAUGAAGCUACGGGAAUUAUGAAUGAGGA
Melanotaenia boesemani (Boeseman's rainbowfish) is the source of this 3016-nucleotide messenger RNA. It is a transcript of the gene clcn6, whose product is annotated as chloride channel 6. The record is from RefSeq and is a predicted model, not a curated record. Gene Ontology annotation, cellular component: lysosomal membrane; intracellular membrane-bounded organelle. Lineage: Eukaryota; Metazoa; Chordata; Actinopteri; Atheriniformes; Melanotaeniidae. The transcript is spliced from 23 exons. Gene Ontology annotation, molecular function: voltage-gated chloride channel activity. Gene Ontology annotation, biological process: chloride transport; transmembrane transport. The coding region runs from base 59 to 2647 and encodes 862 amino acids.